This is a messenger RNA of Schistosoma intercalatum, 1549 nucleotides long. The record is from the annotation of a GenBank genome assembly. Lineage: Eukaryota; Metazoa; Platyhelminthes; Trematoda; Strigeidida; Schistosomatidae.
AUCCCAGAGUUGGUGUUCACUCCGAGAUGAACAUACGCCAAUAAGAGACUGAUCAAUUGCAGUCCUAAAAAUCAAUGGGGAGAUUCAAGCAAAGCUAUAGUUGUUUGUUACUUCUAAAGUUCUAUAAGUCUUUCUUUGUCAAUUUUCAAACCGAAUUCAACUCGUCUCGCUAGUAGUGUAUAUGCAUAUAAUCUAUCAGGGCAUGAAAUAUCCUUUUGAAUGUCAUUAGUCGUAACUCAAACGUUUUAUCUUCGUUCAGCGUGAACUAGAAUUCCUCACUUUUAACGUUUCAGUGUGAGGAGUCAAUGAUACUUAAUUAAUUCGUCUAUUAACAAUAAUUUUGCAAUAAAGCAUAAAUGUAAAUAUGUAUACUUAUAGAUAUAUACCACUGAAUAUCUUUAAAUGUGUGAUAGACUAGAUGGAGUCUCUUGUUUAUUAGAGUUCACUGGUUUACUUUGCGACAGAUAGAUGAUAAGUAUAAGGGAAUUAUUAGUGAGAAAUUAUCCCUGAAAAUCUUAUUUUGAAAAAAAGGAUGGAUACUGUUUAUAUUAUUCUUCCAUGUCUUUAAACAAAACACAGGAGUCAAAAAAUGGUACCACUCAACGUAUUACACCCAAAGUAAUCAUGUCUGAAUUAACUAAAGUUAUUCAACCUGAAGAAUUCAGUCAAACAAGGGAUUUACACCAACCAAUUGUACGAAAGUUUGGUGAGAAAUUAAAUAACCGGGGAAAGAUUUGGUGUACGAUUUCGGCAGAUAGAGCUGUUAAAAAUGCCUUAGCAUUUGACAUUCUUGAGAGUAUUUUACUAGGACUAAUAAAGUUUACGGUACCAAGAGUUAUUAGGUUUACAAUGGGAGAAGAAUUCGUUUUUAUCAUUAUUUUUGAACAAACAAUAAGUGAUACUAUCAAAGAGUUGACUACCAAUGAAUAUAAUCUUCAGUAUAAAAUCUUGCGGAUGAAUCGGCUAAAAAUGAUCGAUAAGGUAGCAAGAAAAAAGCCUGGUGAUGUACUCGUUUCAAUGGCUAUUGACUCAUUAUUAUCACUUUCAAUCCCUGGUCCAAUUACUGGUACAUAUACAAACAAUUCGAUUGAAGAGAAACUAUUAAAAACUUUAGUUUGUGACGUAUUGUUAAACCGAAUUUGUUCAGUUGAUGGAGCUACCAAUAGAGUUGGUGAAUGUUUGCCCUUGGCUACGUAUCACGACAUGAUAAAUGAGGAUAUAUUUUUUACAGAGGGAUUAGAAAUGUUGAAAUAUCACAUUGAUAACGACCUUGAAGAUAUUGAUCUCAUAGAAACUCAUCAAGAAACUAAGCCAGUUUUUAAUGCAUACGGAUAAUGUUUUCUAUGCUGAUACUGAUGCCGAUGAAGGAUAUUUGUUUGUUAACUAAGGAUUAGUUUUGUGACCCCUAUUUUCAUAACAAUCUGAAGUCAUCAUUGUGGAGUAUCCGUUAUUUUCGGAAAACUCAUUUUUAGCACAAAACUUUAAUCGUAUACACAGAAUUUCAGUGCUACCAGAUUUUUCCUCUAUAAAAUACAGUUUGUAAAAUAAU